Messenger RNA from Monodelphis domestica (gray short-tailed opossum), 1860 nucleotides. It is a transcript of the gene SOSTDC1, whose product is annotated as sclerostin domain containing 1. Gene Ontology annotation, molecular function: BMP binding. Gene Ontology annotation, biological process: negative regulation of BMP signaling pathway; negative regulation of Wnt signaling pathway. Lineage: Eukaryota; Metazoa; Chordata; Mammalia; Didelphimorphia; Didelphidae. The record is from RefSeq and is a predicted model, not a curated record.
GGGCAGGAGUCGGCGCGCGGGUCCCACUGCGACGGAGAGAGGCAGCCGACAGCCGAGGUUAGAGAGAUAGGCGGAGAAGCGGAGAGCCACCCGCGGAGAGCGACAGGGAGCCGGGCGCGCAGACGGCUGGGAGGCUGUGGGACGGGGAGUGGAGGCAGUAGCUGGCGCUCCCGCCCUCCUGCCGAGCUGCCACCGUCUCAGAGUCGCCUCGUCCAGUCUCAUCUCCGCUCACCAUGCAGCUGCCCGCCUUGCCCGGCGCGCUGGUGUUCCUGGCGUGCGUCCUCGCCCGGAGCGGUUGUGGGUUCAAGAACGAUGCCACGGAGCUCCUGUACUCUCACGUGGCGAAGGCGACCGCGGGGACAUCCGGGGGGCCCUCCUCGGGGGUCGGCCUGGGCAGCAGCAGCGCCAACAGCAGCGCCCUGAACCAGGCUCGUCACGGCGGCCGCCUUCUGGGUAGCGGCGGGUCCUCGGGGCUGGAGGCGCGGAGCAAUCGAGUCCAAGUUGGCUGCCGAGAGCUGCGUUCUACCAAAUAUAUUUCCGAUGGCCAGUGUACCAGUAUCAGUCCCCUCAAGGAGCUGGUGUGUGCUGGGGAGUGUUUACCACUUCCAGUCCUCCCAAACUGGAUAGGAGCAAGCUUUGGCACCAAAUACUGGAGCCGGAGGAGCUCCCAGGAAUGGCGCUGUGUCAACGACAAGACGCGCACCCAGCGGAUCCAGCUCCAGUGCCAGGACGGAAGCACUCGGACCUACAAGAUCACUGUGGUCACCGCCUGCAAGUGUAAGAGGUACACUCGGCAGCACAAUGAGUCAAGCCACAACUACGAGAGCAUGUCACCCGCCAAGCCCGCUUCGCAUCACAAGGAGAGGAAACGGUCCAGCAAAGCUAGCAAGCACAGCCUGAGCUAGGGAGUUGGCUCUUGCCCAGACUGAGCUGUGGUCCUGUCUUCCACAGGGCCCACUGCAUCAAGACUGAAGCCUGCCAUCUCUGUGUGCUCACUUCAAAUCUCUGCUUGUUGCUUCGGUCAAGCCAAGAAGGUGGCUGAUAUAGAAGGAUCUUCUUGGGGACGAUUGCUUUUCCUUUUCUCUUUUGACAGGAUGGGUGUUUGGGCAAGCGCCAUUUUCCUCUAAACCCAUCACCAAGGUUGAAAUGUACAUGAUUUUUGGAAAGACCAGCCUUGCCCUUCUGUGGCCCCCUUCCCACCCCCUAAUCGAACCCAAAAGGUGAAGAAUUGUUACCAUGAACGUUCACUUGUGUUUUAUUUUCAGAAAGGUGCUUCACUGUGGAUUUUCAUGGGAACAUUUCAUAGUCAAGAGAGAGCGCCCCGCUGAGUAUUUUCAUGAAUGUUGGGUAUUUCUGCUCCGACCAAAUGAGAGCCGGUGAUUUCUCCCAGGCUCGUGGUCUGAAAUCAUGACUUGCAUGCUCACCUCUAGUUAUCAUGGUCUGCCAGAAAUGCUUGGCAGCAGCUGCAAAGCAAAGCGGAAUAACUAUUUAUUUGUCAGUGUGAUUAUUUAAUGAGCUCGGACAUGUGCUGUUUUCCCAAUGUUGAUUUUUUAUGUUCUGUAGCUUUGUCAUGUACCGAAAUCCAUUUUCCCAUGAUUUGUGGAUGAGCUGGGGGGAAAUUACAUCUUGUACAUAUGUAAGAUAAACGUCUCAGUCUUCUUGUUAUAUAUAAAUAUGUAUGUAUUUUAUAUAUUUUUCAUCGUGAAAUUUAUCAGUCGUUUGGAUUUUUUUAUACAAAUGCUUUGUAAAAGCUAAAACCUGUCAUAGUUUUUGUUGAUAAUUUGUGCAAUUCAAGGGGAGGGCCAAUGGCCUUCCAUUGCAUCGGCCUCUUUCUUCGAAAAUAAACAUGAACUUAAAGAG